AAAAUGCAGCCUCCGCGGCGCCGCUUUGUGACGUAGCGACGCGCAAACAGUCACACAAGAGGAAAGUGGAAAAGUUCAAUUCUCAAAGAAAAAUGGACGAGAAGUUGAUCCUCGGGGUCUACGAGUACCCGGAGCUUUAUAAUUCUACGCUCCCAAUAUAUCGUAACAUUGACAGGAAAGCAGAAGCUUGGCGGAAGAUCGGCGCUUUAGUGGGGCUGUCCGCGGACGAGGCCAAGAGGAAGUGGAAGAACCUGCGGGACCGGUACAUAAAGGAGAUCAAGCUGGAUCGGACCCGGGCGGGCCGCGCGGCUCACAGGCAGUGGCGUUUCCUGCACUUCCUCGAGUUCCUCAAGCCGUUCGUGAGGGACCGGCAGCGCAGGGCGGGCGAGCAGGACUACAGCACAACGUCCGACGAGGGCGACGACAAGCGCCUCUUAAACCUGCCGGCCAAGCUGGAGCCCAGACGGCUGCCCAAACUGGAGCCCCUGGCCGUGCCCCAGCUGGCCCACCUCACGCAGCUGGCCCUGGUGACCCAGCUGACCCCCAUACCCGCGCCCCGCGCCCUGGCCCCGGCCGCGCCCGGCCCCGCCGCCGUCCCCGCCUCCGCCCCCGUCGCUCCCCUCCCCCCGGGCGGCCCCUCCACGGGCCCUGCGGGGAGGAGCGCGUACAGGAAGAGGAAACGGGCGGACAGCGGAGACCUGCUCACCGACGAGGACGAGCUCUUCCUCCUCAGCCUGGCUCCCGCCAUGAAGAGACUCAGUCCCCAGAAACGCUGCCAGGCCAAAAUGAGGAUGCAGCAGAUCAUGUUCGAGGUGGAGUUCAUGUGAAAGGACACUUGCCGACACCACAUAUAUAAGCACACACCCAGUAGUUUAUGAUGAAGCAACCAUCCCUGAGAGUUGAAGAUUUCAGUACUUUUUUUUGGAAUACACAAUAAAAGUUCCUAUGUUGUAUAAUUAUCUGGAACAAUGGUGAUUUUGAUUUAUUUGUGCCAACUCCAGACUGUAGUUUGUCCAGUUGCCGGUUCCGUGCCAGUUCCGACUGGCUGGUUGCUGCAUAGGGUGAUGUGUAGCUGGCGAUUGCCUCUUCCUGGGUACAGGAAGGUUGAGUUGUUUUGCAUUCUGACUUUCAUCACUGGUCAAUCAGGUACCUAUGGACUGCUGUAUGUAGAGGGUCUUCCUUUGACUCAACUCUGUGAGCUGUGCCUGGAGGCUGCUGUGUGCAAGCAGCAGGGUGGCGAUGCCACGCGUUUGGGAGAACGGUGGACGUAGUGGCGGUGGGGUUCAUGCAUGAAAGUGGCUGCAGUUGCAGAUGGUUAAACAUUCCAUAUUAGUUUCGGAAUUGGACAUACAUUUGCUUUAAUACCAACUUAAUGUGAUACAGUUGGAGAAAUGAUGUGCAUUCAUGCUAUGAAACUACUGUAAAACGCAUCGAUACACCGAUCAGCCACAACAUUAAAAUGAUUAAAAUGCUUUAAACAGGAUAAACUUGUCUAUAAACACUUAAUAUUUCAUUUUAUGACAUGUGUACUUAUAUACGCAGAUAAUUAUAAGUGAAUU
This is a messenger RNA of Conger conger (European conger), 1559 nucleotides long. RefSeq lists its product as uncharacterized. Gene Ontology annotation, cellular component: transcription regulator complex; nucleus. NCBI's taxonomy places the organism in Eukaryota, Metazoa, Chordata, Actinopteri, Anguilliformes, Congridae. The coding region runs from base 93 to 827 and encodes 244 amino acids. Gene Ontology annotation, biological process: regulation of transcription by RNA polymerase II. The transcript has 2 exons. The record is from RefSeq and is a predicted model, not a curated record. Gene Ontology annotation, molecular function: DNA binding.